AUGACUGCCCUCUCUGCCAUUGCCCGCGCUGCCCGCCCCGCCACCCGCGCCGUCCCCCGCCCGUCCCUCUCCCUCGCCGCCGCCCGGGGCCUGCACUCGCUGCCCCAGCUCGACUACGCCUAUGACGCGCUCGAGCCGCACAUCUCGGCCCAGAUCAUGGAGCUCCACCACAGCAAGCACCACCAGGCCUACGUGAACGGCCUCAACGCCGCAGAGCAGUCCUAUGCCCAGGCGCCCUCGCCCAAGGACCAGAUCAGGCUCCAGCCUGCGCUCAAGUUCAACGGCGGGGGGCAUAUCAACCACUCGCUGUUCUGGAAGAACCUCGCGCCGCAGAGCGCCGGCGGGGGUGAGCUCGCGCCGGGCCCGCUCAAGGACGUGCUCGUGGCGGACUUUGGCAGCGUCGACGCGUUCAAGAAAAAGGUGAACGCUGUCACCGCCGCCAUCCAGGGCUCCGGCUGGGGCUGGCUCGGCUACAGCCCCGACACCAAGAAGCUCGAGGUCGUCACCACCGCCAACCAGGACCCGCUCCUCACGCACGUCCCCAUCAUCGGCAUCGACAUCUGGGAGCACGCCUUCUACCUGCAGUACCACAACCUCAAGGCCGACUACCUCACGGCGAUCUGGAAUGUCAUCAACUUCAAGGAGGCCGAGCGCCGCUUCGUCGAAGCGAGCAAGCAUAUGUGUCUAUACAGCAGCUGCGUCGUCCCUCGCGUCAUCCCCACUCCUUCGGCGCAAGUAUCAGGAGCGAACAUCGCCGUCGCGCGCGGCCCCGCCGGCACUCGUCCCCCCUCGCGCCCCGCGGAACCCCACCCGUUCGCACCCACCCCGCUCAUGCUCUACGUACAGACACGCGACUACGCGCUGCGGGACCAGCACGCACACGACCGCGCCCCGACGAGCGCAGCCUGGGGUCCCGGAUUCGCGGAGUCGGGCUGCGAGCUGCGUGUGGACGGGCGGGUGAGUGGUACGGGGCGGGUGCGGAUAGGGGAGACGGCGCGCCUGAGAUCGGAGAAGGCAGCUCGAGCUGCUGGGGAAGGGGGAGACAGCCCAGGGGAGGGGCCCGCGCUCAGGGCUGCGUCGGGCUUUGGGACCGGUGCGGCGCUGGGCGUGAGAUGUGAGGUCCCGACGACCCCACCGCCGGAGCCUUCAGGCCUCCCCUGUCGCCUCUCCAUCCUCGUUCCUGGCAGAUAUUUGACUGAGAUCGAGCUGCACACCUGCCCGUGCGCAUCGUAG
This is a messenger RNA of Trametes versicolor FP-101664 SS1, 1233 nucleotides long. RefSeq lists its product as uncharacterized. Gene Ontology annotation, cellular component: mitochondrion. The record is from RefSeq and is a predicted model, not a curated record. Gene Ontology annotation, molecular function: superoxide dismutase activity; metal ion binding. The transcript has 8 exons. Gene Ontology annotation, biological process: superoxide metabolic process. NCBI's taxonomy places the organism in Eukaryota, Fungi, Basidiomycota, Agaricomycetes, Polyporales, Polyporaceae. Bases 1 to 1233 code for a protein of 410 amino acids.